AUGGUGGGCUGCAUCAACCAUGUGCCCAAUUUCUUCAACUCAUCGCCACUUUCCCUAACCCAAUUCUGAAAUCCCCGUCGUCGCCUGAAUUAAAACCCUCGCCGGCGCACUUGUUCUGCGAAGUGUCACCCUCUUCACACACAAACACACACACACACUCUACACACACAGAGGCAGAGCUUUGAAAGUGUAAGAAGGGGAAGAUGUCUAGCUGUGAAGUGGAGAGUGUGUUCAUAGGAGCUGGUUGCAACAGAAUCGUUAAUAAUGUUUCAUGGGGUGCUUCUAAUUUGGUUUCCUUUGGUGCCCAGAAUGCUGUUGCUAUUUUCUGUCCCAAGAGUGCACAGAUUUUAACAACACUCCCCGGUCACAAGGCUUCUGUUAACUGCACUCAUUGGCUUCCCUCCACCAAAUUUGCUUUCAAAGCAAAACAUUUUGAGCGACAUUUUCUUCUGUCUGGGGAUGCUGAAGGUGCCAUCAUACUCUGGGAGUUGACUCUCACGGGCAGAAAGUGGAGACUUGUUUCACAAAUACCACCACACAAGAAAGGAGUCACUUGUAUUACAGCAUAUAUGAUUUCUGAUAUUGUUGCGGUAUUUGCUUCCACCUCCUCAGAUGGUAAAGUUAACGUGUGGGAGGUGGUCCUUCCAUCUUUAGAAGGAGGUGAAUGUAAGUUCUCAUGCUUGGAUUCCCUUCAUGUUGGUUCCAAAUCUAUGGUUACCCUUUCUCUAGCACAAUUUCCAGGGAACACAGGGCACCUAGUUCUAGCAAUGGGGGGCUUAGAUAACAAAAUUCAUCUCUACUGUGGUACGAAAACAGGAAAUUUUAUUCAUUCCUGUGAGCUGAAAGGCCAUACUGAUUGGAUCAGGAGUUUGGAUUUUUCUUUACCUGUAUGCACAAAUGGUGAAGCUAAUACUCUUCUACUAGUUAGUUCAUCACAAGAUAAAGGCAUACGCAUCUGGAAGAUGGUUUUACAUAAUUCUUCAAUCAAGCAAGAAGGAACAACUUUGGCUUCUUACAUAAAGGGCCCAAUUUUUGUAGCUGGCUCAUUCUCUUAUCAGAUAUCAUUGGAAUCUCUUCUCAUUGGGCAUGAAGAUUGGGUGUAUUCAGUCGAGUGGCAACCUCCUUUUUCCAUCGAGGGAAACACGUGUUAUCAAAGUGAAAGCAUAUUAUCUGCCUCCAUGGACAAGACAAUGAUGAUCUGGCAACCUGAGAGGACUACAGGUAUCUGGACGAAUGUGGUAACUGUUGGGGAGCUGAGUCAUUGUGCUCUAGGCUUUUAUGGUGGACAUUGGAGUCCAAAUGGAGAUUCAAUUUUAGCACAUGGCUAUGGUGGAUCUUUCCAUUUGUGGAGAAAUGUUGGUGUUGACUUUGAUAAUUGGCAACCACAAAAAGUUCCUUCUGGGCACUUCGCAGCUGUGUCUGACAUUUCAUGGGGUGGUGAUUAUAUGUUGUCUGUCAGUCAUGAUCAGACAACAAGAAUCUUUGCUCCAUGGCUCAAGGAUCCAAUUUUGGGGGAAGGAAAUGCUUGGCAUGAAAUUGCUCGCCCUCAAGUUCAUGGUCAUGAUAUAAAUUGUACAACAAUUAUUCGUGGGAAAGGUAACCACAGGUUUGUGUGUGGAGCUGAGGAGAAAGUUGCCAGAGUUUUUGAGGCUCCUUUAUCAUUCUUGAAAACAUUAAACCAUGCUACCUUGGAAGGAACUGGUAAUUUUGAAGAUACGCAAGUAGAUAUGCAGAUUUUGGGUGCAAAUAUGUCUGCUCUUGGGUUAUCACAGAAACCUAUAUAUAUUCAAACUUCCCAUGAGACCCCAAACAGAAAUGGUAGCGAAGUUCUUGAUACUCUGGAAACUAUUCCGGAUGCAGUUCCAGUUGUGUUGACUGAACCACCCAUUGAAGAACAACUUGCAUGGCAUACUCUAUGGCCCGAGACCCACAAACUCUAUGGUCAUGGAAAUGAGCUUUUUUCUUUGUGUUGUGACCAUGAAGGCAAACUUGUUGCUUCGUCAUGUAAGGCUCAGUCAGUAGCAGUAGCAGAAAUAUGGCUAUGGCAAGUGGGUUCUUGGAAACCAGUCGGUCGUCUUCAGUCUCACAGCUUAACAGUAACACAGAUGGAGUUCUCUUAUGAUGACAAUUUUCUUUUGGCUGUCUCGAGAGAUCGGCAUUUCUCCAUAUUCUCCUUUAAGCAAACAGGCACAGAUGUGACCAGCCACCAGCUUUUAACCAGGCAAGAGGCACACAAGAGAAUAGUAUGGGCAUGUUCUUGGAAUCCAUUUGGCCACGAAUUUUGCACAGGAUCAAGGGACAAGACUGUGAAAAUAUGGGCCAUAGAGAAUGAAUCUUCAGUCAAGCUUCUAAUGACACUACCACCGUUUAAAAGUAGUGUAACGGCCCUAUCUUGGGUCGGUCUUGAUCGGCAGCGCAAUUCUGGAUUACUUGCUGUCGGAAUGGAAAAUGGUCACAUUGAAUUAUGGAGUAUUUCUGUUCAAAGAAAUGAAGAUGGUGUUGCUUCAGCGCCAAACGUUACACGCAUCAUACAGUUUGAUCCAUUAAUAUGCCAUGUUUCGUCUGUCAAUCGUUUGGCAUGGAGAAACUCAGAGAAGAGAGAAGAUUGUGGAAGCAUAGAGCUUGCUUCUUGCGGCGCUGAUCAUUGUGUAAGAGUUUUUAGCAUAAAUGUACUAUGAUUUUAGGCCACUUUAUUUCUGCAUUACGAGUUUGGCAAGAACAAUGCCUUUUAUAUAGUUUUAUCUGUUGCUUGUUGCAUAUUUUGAUAUUUAUCAUCUGCAAAGGUAGACAAGUUUGGAAAUCUAGCAGCACAAUCGAUCUCACAUGACUGGCUGUAUAUUAUUGAGAUGCAUGAGCGGUGAAUAUUUGUAUUCAUGUAGAAACUAAUCCGUUUAAAUCUGAUAUAUUUUUUAUUGCCCUGA
Messenger RNA from Daucus carota subsp. sativus, 2921 nucleotides. Its product is annotated as elongator complex protein 2. The coding region runs from base 204 to 2678 and encodes 824 amino acids. Gene Ontology annotation, cellular component: elongator holoenzyme complex. Gene Ontology annotation, biological process: tRNA wobble uridine modification. Lineage: Eukaryota; Viridiplantae; Streptophyta; Magnoliopsida; Apiales; Apiaceae. The record is from RefSeq and is a predicted model, not a curated record. Gene Ontology annotation, molecular function: protein binding. The transcript has 10 exons.